Messenger RNA from Malurus melanocephalus (red-backed fairy wren), 1495 nucleotides. It is a transcript of the gene NTS, whose product is annotated as neurotensin. The transcript has 5 exons. Gene Ontology annotation, cellular component: axon terminus; extracellular region. Gene Ontology annotation, molecular function: neuropeptide hormone activity. The coding region runs from base 227 to 742 and encodes 171 amino acids. NCBI's taxonomy places the organism in Eukaryota, Metazoa, Chordata, Aves, Passeriformes, Maluridae. The record is from RefSeq and is a predicted model, not a curated record.
UUCGUCAGGAGGCGAUGGCGGCACGGCCGUGACAUCACCCCGCGGCUUAUAUAGUUGGGGAAGGGUCUGGGUCCCCCGUCUGGUGCCKGGAGCCGCCCGUCAGCGCGUGCGGAGGGCGAGAAGCAGCGGGGCUGUGUCUUGUCUGUCUCUGUCUCUCUGUGUCUCUCUCUCUCCGUCUCUCCCUAGGAUUUAUGGACUUUACUUUCUAGAGGGCGGCGCGGCAAGGAUGAGAGUCCAGCUGGUGUGCGUGKUGCUGCUGGCCCUGGCCUCCUGCAGCCUCUGCUCAGAUUCAGAAGAGGAAAUGAAAGCAUUAGAAGCAGAUUUAUUGACCAAUAUGUACACAUCAAAGAUACUUUCCAUAACCCCAAAAAUUACCAGAGCAAAACUUCCUUACUGGAAAAUGACCCUGUUAAAUGUCUGYAAUCUUGUCAACAACAUAAACAACCAAAUGGGUGAAACAGUAGAGGUMGAUGAGGAGGAUCUGGUUCCAGGAAGACAGUUCCCCUCUGCCCUGGAUGGCUUCAGCUUGGAAGCAAUGCUGACAGUAUAUCAACUCCAAAAAGUUUGCCACAGCAGAACCUUUCAGCAUUGGGAGUUACUUCAGCAAGAUGCUUUUGAUCUAGAAAAUGCGAGCCAAGAAAAGGAAAUAAUGAAGAGAAAAAAUCCUUAUAUUCUGAAACGGCAGCUACAUGUGAACAAAGCUAGAAGACCAUACAUACUCAAGAGAAGUUCAUAUUACUGAGGCAGCAGAAGAAAACAAUGUAUAUUUAGUUUAUAGGUAACUGUGUGUUAUGGUUAUCUUAUCUAAAUCUAAAAUCAUACUUGUGUGAAAACAUACUAUGGAAAAUCAAGAUGAUAACAUAGCUGUGUCUUUUUUGCAGUUGCUGUUUCUUGAUUGUGAAUUUUUCCUACUUGAGAUUAAUUGGACUAAUACAUUUGCAAAUAAAACUAGUUUUUAAGCAUGAUGUAUUGUACAAAAUUAAGACUUUAACAUGCUUUYAAUCUUGUAGUCUUUUCCAAUUUUAUAAAGCACACCAACAUAACACCAAUUAAAUUGAUAUUGUCCAUAAAUCCUAAUGAGAAUCUUAAAAUUUAUUAAUGCAACACCUCAAACAUGUAAAUGUUUACUUUUUUUUUGAAUUUCAUAGUAGUAAUAACUACCACAGCAUUUUAAGUUUUGGCCAGUUUAAUUUAUUAGGGAAUAGCUCUAAGGAAGAAAGGGAAUGCAAUCAACUAACUAUUUAAUGGUAAUGUCAAAAUUAAUAUUUUAAAUAGUUGCUUGUAAGUGAAUUUUGAGUUUUUGACUUCAAAUCUGUGAAUGCUCAGGAAAAAAAACAACAAAAAGUGUUUCAUGUCCUGGUGCUGUUGCUGUUAAAAGUCAAAAUAGUAAUCUGGUUACACGAGAAACUUGAAGCAUUUGCAAGGUGAGUUGAAAUUAGAACAUMUUAUAGUUACAAUUAAAAGGAUUUUCCUUUCCCUCCCUCCACAAAUUUGU